This is a messenger RNA of Coturnix japonica (Japanese quail), 615 nucleotides long. RefSeq names its product ribosomal protein S27a (gene RPS27A). NCBI's taxonomy places the organism in Eukaryota, Metazoa, Chordata, Aves, Galliformes, Phasianidae. Gene Ontology annotation, biological process: translation. Gene Ontology annotation, molecular function: structural constituent of ribosome; protein binding. Gene Ontology annotation, cellular component: ribosome. The record is from RefSeq and is a predicted model, not a curated record.
CCCGUGCGUGCGGCCGGGCCGCCCUUUCCGUGCGCCGCCAUUCCGCGGGCGGGACGUGCCUCCGCCGCUCUCCGCUGCCGCGCGUGGCCCCGGCCCCGGGCUCGACAUGCAGAUCUUCGUGAAGACCCUGACGGGGAAAACCAUCACCCUCGAGGUUGAGCCCUCGGAUACUAUAGAGAAUGUGAAAGCCAAGAUUCAGGAUAAGGAAGGCAUUCCUCCCGAUCAGCAGAGGCUGAUCUUCGCUGGCAAGCAGCUGGAAGAUGGGCGCACCCUGUCUGACUACAACAUCCAGAAGGAAUCAACCCUUCACCUGGUGCUGAGGCUGCGUGGUGGUGCUAAGAAAAGGAAGAAGAAGUCUUACACCACCCCCAAGAAGAACAAGCACAAGAGGAAGAAGGUUAAACUCGCCGUGCUUAAGUACUACAAGGUGGAUGAGAACGGCAAGAUCAGCCGUCUGCGCCGCGAGUGCCCCUCUGAGGAGUGCGGGGCCGGAGUCUUCAUGGCCAGUCACUUCGACAGACACUACUGCGGCAAGUGCUGUCUGACGUACUGCUUCAAUAAGCCUGAAGACAAGUAAAUGUACGAGACAAUAAAAAUCUCAAGUUCUGUACCGUG